GUUUUUAUAUUUAUCUAUUUAGGUCCUGUUGCAUUUGCGUACAUUCUGGCAAUGCACUACUGUAAUUGCAGUCUGGAAAAUAUACCCAAGGUGUUCGAGAAUGUUGCCUCUCUGAAGCACAACGGAAGGAAGCUAUUGAGAAAACUGGGAUCUACGGAUUCAGAACAAGAGGAGGUCGUAGGGUCUGGUAUUCUGACUAGAAUCUGCAUCAAUAUUGUCAUCAUCUGUCUACCCUGCUUCUUUCCGCUAGCUCUCAUUCUCUCUCAGCUGCUGGGUAUUUUUGUACCACGCCUUGAGGAUCUAUCUGUACUGCUCUCAGGCAUUGAAGGGUUAAUUGAGAGCGCUCCUCAGCUCUGCCUUCAACUCUAUAUAUUUCAACAGAUUCGGAGCUUUGGAUUGCUUCAGAUAGUUUCUGUAGUCGCAUCAUCAUUCGCAAUAGGAAAAACAGUUGUACAGUACGAUGUUCUGUACAAGGAGGGUUCCACAGAGAGAGAAAUUGGACUGCUCAGGAAGAUCCGGUAUUCAGUUCUGGUGUUCCCGACCUACCUCUCCAGUCUUGUAUUCAGAUCUGGAGUUCUGGUUCUGAUGUUCUCUUAUAUUCCUUAUGCAGGAAUUCUGACUAUUUUUGGGAACAUGAUCAUCAUCGCUGUAGUUGCUGGGAUCCUAAAAUUUCAAAUAAUUGACGUGUUUAUCCUCAUGUCAACAAACGUCUGCAUCAUGUCGAUCGGACCUCUCAAAUCCUCAGGACGUCAGAGCAGGUUCAACUAUUUGUUCUUCUCGUCAAUGGUGAUCUAUAUAAUGAUGGGGGCUCAGCUGAUCUAUCUUCUCAUCCUGGUCAAUACAGAUCCAUUCCAGGACGCUGAUUGGAUAAACCUCUAUCUAACUCACUGUGGGGAUACUUCUAAGUUUAACGUUGUCUGCUGCGUUGUUCUCACCUCCGGGGUUCUUAAUCUACUCCUCAUGUGCAACUCACAGUGGGGUCGUCUUGACAGCUACCUGGAUGACGAGGAUAUACUGGAUAUUGUGAAUACAAUUGGGAACAGAUACAAUUCUGAUGACACGUAUGAUCAAGCGGACACAAAUGCCCAGGACAAGUUUGACAAUGCCUACGCAGAUGGGGACGUUAGCAAGAUGAACCUCCUUCUCACCUUCGACAAGUACAGGAAUAUCGACGUAGAGAAGUUUGAUGUUGACCGAAAAACUAAGAAUUCCAAUGAGGAUUCCAAUAAAGAAACGAGCAUCGAAAAUAUUAUUUCUAAAAGAAACCCUAUUCUUCACCUUUUUCAUUUAAGGAUAUCAAACCCCUUGGGGCUUAAAGUAUUCGAUUUCAGAAGGAAGGCCUUGGUUGCUAAGAGAAAUCAGUUGAAAACCAUGUGGAACCGGAUAUCUGAAGAUGAAUUAACGAAGCCGGAUAAAGAAAAAAAUGAAGUCCUUACCAACAUCAUCGAAGAGAUGAAAGAAAUAAAAGAAACGGAGGAAAGAGAAAAAUUGGACUGGGGGAGAAAGAACAAAAAUGACAAAAAAAAGAAUAUAGAAAAAGAAGAAAAUGACGAAGAUAUGAAAGCAAGAAAAAACUAGUUUCCACAAAUUAAUUCUCAAAGUGAGAAAAAAAUCAAGAAAUUUAAAAGUUGAAUUUUCACAAGUUUUGUGUGUAUGUCUUACUCUUCCAAUACGAAAAUAAAUUUAGAACUGCAAAGAUGUAAAUACAGCAGCAUCUUUUAACUUUUGUAAGCACUUUACAUGUUAACAUGUCCAAUUGUAUAUUUAUAAAAAAAUAUUGUUGAGAAAAUAUAUAGAUAUUCAACUAAAAUAAUCUAGAAUGAAAACAUGAGGUUUUGGUAGAAUAAUAUUUUAUGUAAAAAUGGAAAGAUAAUGUGAUACUUUGUCAAAU
Messenger RNA from Eurytemora carolleeae, 1891 nucleotides. RefSeq lists its product as uncharacterized. The transcript has 21 exons. NCBI's taxonomy places the organism in Eukaryota, Metazoa, Arthropoda, Copepoda, Calanoida, Temoridae. The record is from RefSeq and is a predicted model, not a curated record. Gene Ontology annotation, cellular component: membrane. The coding region runs from base 52 to 1578 and encodes 508 amino acids.